GCUCGUUCAUCAUCGUGCACGAAGUACCACGUACUGUACAUCUCGAGUGGCCGUGACUGCCUUCCGCUUCCGCGUAACCCGUGGUCCGGGGUCAGUGUUCCGCGCUGAGCCAUCCGUCAGCCGCGGAGCCCGUCCGCGGAUUCAGUCAUCCCGUCUUCUUGCGCGACCGCUGUCUGUCCGUCGGAGAGCCCAUCCAUCACCCAGCGGGGGGGGCGAGCCAAUGGCGGAACUGUCCGCCCGUCCCGGCGUUGUGCACGGCGAUGGCAUCUUGAGCGGUUGGCAUGAAUAACGGCCAAAACCUCCAAACACAACUCACGCCAGAGAAACCAGGGAAGAUACGAGCCAUCAGGCAAGCCAACUCGAACAAUAUUCCGGUGCUGCUGCAACCUCGCUUUGAAGUCAGGUAUUCGUCCUGCAAACCCUUGCGCGUACAACACCCAGCGACAACAAGAACAAGGAUCCGACGAUACCCAGGUUCACGUUCACCACAGGCAUCAUUCCCGUGCGCAAUUCGUGCCCGCAAUCAUCAUCACAAUGGAUCCAGCAGCGAUAGCCCCCGCGCAGGCCGGCGGCGCGGCACCCGCCCCCAAGUUGAAUGGCCAGCCCUUGCGACCGAAGGAAUAUUUCGACCAGCGAGCGACUGUGGAAAUGGAGCAACACCUUCAUAUCCCAAAACGCACCCUGCAAGAAACACUGGCUUGCGCAUGCAGGGUGAUCGCAUCGAAGCAGGAGGAUGCUGGUCUUGCGGGCCAGAUCUCAGCCCGCUCAGAGCGCGGCGAGGGCUUCUACUGGACCCUGCGCUAUGGACUUGGCUGGGACGAGGCCACGCCCGAGGACUUCAUCGAGGUGGACGGAGACCUCAACACCAUCACGGGAGUCGGCAUGCCUAACCCGGCGACCCGAUUUCACCUGUGGGUGUACGCCGCUCGACCCGACGUUCACAGCAUCGUCCAUGUCCAUUCUCCAUGGACACAGGCGCUGGUCGCGGCUCGACAACCGCUCGUGGUCGCCCAGAUGGACAUGACCCCCUUCUAUAACGAUUGCGCCUUCCUUGAAAAGUGGCCGGGCGUUCCCAUCGCCGACCAAGAGGGCGUCAUCAUCACGGAGGCAAUCGGCGACAAGCGUUGCAUUCUUCUGGCCCACCACGGCAUGCUGACCACUGGCAAGUCCGUCCAGGAGGCCGCGUACCUCUGUGUGAAGCUGGAGCGCGCAGCACGGAUCCAGGUCAGAGCUGCCGCGUUUGGACCUCUGAAGGAGGUAGACGGUGAACUUGCGGCAGAAGCAGGAGCCUAUCUUCGGCGGGAUAAGAUUGUCCAUGCAACGUUUGAGUAUUGGUAUCGUCAGACCAAAGGCUUCAAGCCUCUGUCUAUUUAGAGCAUAUGACGUCUUUAAUU
Molecule: messenger RNA, 1394 nt
Organism: Purpureocillium takamizusanense
Lineage: Eukaryota; Fungi; Ascomycota; Sordariomycetes; Hypocreales; Ophiocordycipitaceae
Gene: mug14
Product: Meiotically up-regulated protein 14 protein
Exons: 1
Coding region: 535-1374 (279 amino acids)
Cellular component (GO): cytoskeleton
Molecular function (GO): actin filament binding
Source: RefSeq, a predicted model, not a curated record